Phalaenopsis equestris is the source of this 526-nucleotide messenger RNA. RefSeq names its product ATP synthase subunit epsilon, mitochondrial. NCBI's taxonomy places the organism in Eukaryota, Viridiplantae, Streptophyta, Magnoliopsida, Asparagales, Orchidaceae. Bases 61 to 273 code for a protein of 70 amino acids. The record is from RefSeq and is a predicted model, not a curated record. Gene Ontology annotation, molecular function: proton-transporting ATP synthase activity, rotational mechanism. Gene Ontology annotation, cellular component: mitochondrial inner membrane. Gene Ontology annotation, biological process: proton motive force-driven mitochondrial ATP synthesis. The transcript is spliced from 2 exons.
UGAUCUACCGAGUGCAUCUCAAUAAUUUUGACAGAGAGAGAGAGAGCAGGCGAGGCGAGGAUGGCGUCUACGGCGGCGGUACCGUUUUGGAGAGCAGCAGGGAUGACCUACAUAACCUAUUCCAACAUCUGCGCGUCGCUUGUUCGAGGCUGCCUCAAAGAACCCUACAAGUCCGAUGCGGCAUCGAGGGAGAAGGUCCACUUCGCCGUCUCCAAAUGGGCCAACGGCAAGCCCGAGAAACCCACCAUCCGUACUGAUUCACCCGACCAAUGAUUCUACUGAAGCAUGAUGCUGCCUGGAGAAAUUGAUUUGAAGCUUUGCAAGCUCUUGUUUGUUUCACCCUUCCAUUUUCACUUUCCAGGGAUUGUCAAAUUACCUUUAUAAACAGGCUUAAGGUACUCUUAUAUGAAAUGAUAUCUAUGCAAGAGGAACAUAUGGCAUGCUGUUAUUUGGAUUUUAGUCCUUCAAACAAGCCUCCUUGUGAAUUUAUCAUUCAGAAAUCUUUAUGAUACUUUUUAUUACUGAA